Molecule: messenger RNA, 1160 nt
Organism: Symbiodinium sp. CCMP2456
Lineage: Eukaryota; Dinophyceae; Suessiales; Symbiodiniaceae
Source: the annotation of a GenBank genome assembly
AUGGAGAGAUCCGACGACAGCGACAGUGAGCAGAGCAUGUCGACGGCGGCGGCGACACUACGGCACCUGGAGUAUGCGGUCAUGACUUUGGGUCACAUGAACGAGCAGAUGACAGACUUUCGUGGUAUAAAGGCCUCCCUCGCAAGGAUUGAGAAGAGCCUCCGGACCAUACCGCCCGACUCCGGCAGUCGGUUUCGCAGACCUUCGGAUGCGUCCCUGACGUCAAGGACGUCUGCAGCCAGAGACGGCGAAGCGAUGCAAACCCCGAAGGUGGAAUCGGAACUACAUUCUUCCAUCUAUGGACUUGAAGCGGUUAGGGCCGAGGAGCUAUGCAGCAGCAAGCGAAGAGGCACGAAGAGGUCCACUCGAAGCCCGAAGGGGAUUCCAAGGAAGCCUGCCCAGGCAGAUCUGCUCGACCUACACCAAGCCAGCUCACAUGAUUCUCGGCCUCCUGAAUCGAAGAGUGCGCGGAAGCUGUCCCGAUCUGUUUCCGCAUCAGCCGUUGUUCCGGACCAUGCCGUUGACGAUUUUAUCCCAGAACGUCCUGCGAGCAUGAAGCCGCGGGCACCUACAUCGCCACCUGCUAUGUGUCGGAGGAAGUCGUUGGACGAUCUUCGGCAGUUUCACGAUGCGGUGAUUGCGGCCCCCACCUGGGUAUCACCCCUCUCACGUUUAGAGCUCGCAGUGGACAGCUUUGCAUUGCGCUUCUUCAGCACAGGCGACAUGGAGGCAGCAGUGAUGAAUUGGAACAUUGUGCAAGCCACAUUGCGACAGACUUCGUGCAAACUCAGCGACUUCCUGGUACUCCUAGCUUCGUCCUGCGUGGGGGCGUUAAUCAUAUUUGCAUAUCAGAUCGCGUCCCUGACUCUCUCUGGCGACGGAGUGUCCAUGGAGAGCAUCAUCAAGUGGCUAGGCUGGUUGUACUCUCCCCUGAUUCUGUUUCUCUAUGUCCUUUCGAAAUCAGCAGCCGUCACGGAGAAGGUCGAUCGCUUGGCACCCCUUGUGAAUUCCUGGUCAUUCGAUGGUCGCGAGACCCUGGACGAAUCGCGACAGUACGUGGUGUCAUAUAUCCUGCAUAGCCAUGCGGGUUUCUAUGCUCGCGGUAUCCGCAUUACAUCCGCGAGCGUGCAGAAGCUCGUGUACUACUUCGCAGCAGGGUC